Molecule: messenger RNA, 2769 nt
Organism: Gastrolobium bilobum
Lineage: Eukaryota; Viridiplantae; Streptophyta; Magnoliopsida; Fabales; Fabaceae
Product: putative disease resistance protein At1g50180
Exons: 2
Coding region: 1-2769 (922 amino acids)
Biological process (GO): defense response to other organism
Molecular function (GO): ADP binding
Source: RefSeq, a predicted model, not a curated record
AUGGCCCAAGCUAUAGUGACCUUCAUAGUGCAGAGUCUUGGUGAUUUGCUCAUUCAAGAAGCAGUGUUCUUAAAUGGGGUGGAAGACAAAGUGCAGCAGCUGCGAACUGAAUUGAGGAGGAUGCAGUCUUACUUGCAAGAUGCAGAUAGAAGGCAAGACGAGGAUGAAAGCCUCCGCAAUUGGAUUUCAGAAAUCAGGGAAGCUGCUUAUGAUUCUGAUGAUGCAAUUGAGACAUAUGCACUCAAAGGAGCAUCAAGAAGAAACUUGAGUGGUAUGCUGAACCUCAUCAAAAGGUAUGCUUUAAAGUUCAUAGAAACCCAUCAAUUGGGAUCUCAGGUUGAUGAUAUCAUAGCUAGGAUAUCUAGCCUCACAAGGUCUUUGCAAACUUAUGGCAUAAGACCUGAAAGAGGGGAAGCCUCAAAUUCCAUGCAUGGGAGGCAGAGAGCUUUGAGGAGAUCUUACUCUCAUGUUAUUGAAGAGGACAUAAUUGGUGUGGAGAAUGAUGUAAAUGUUAUGGAGUCAUGUUUGGUCAACCCCAAUAAAGGUUACAAAGUAGUUGCCAUUUGUGGGAUGGGGGGUAUAGGGAAAACAACAUUAGCAAAAAAGGUAUACCAUAGUACUAAUGUCAGGCACCAUUUUGAAAGCUUGGCUUGGGCUUAUAUAUCACAGCAUUGCCAAGCAAGGGAUGUGUGGGAAGGAAUUCUGUUUAAGCUUAUAGCUCCUUCCAAAGAGCUAAGAGAGGAACUUGUCAAUAUGAGAGAUGAGGAACUUGCAAGGAUGCUUUACCAAGUUCUAGUGGAGAAGAGAUGCUUAGUAGUCCUUGAUGAUAUUUGGAGUGCAGAUACCUGGAACAAUCUCAGUCCUGCUUUCCCAAGUGGGAGAUCAUUAUCAGUAGUUGAUAGCAAAAUAUUGCUAACUACUCGAAACACUGAUGUUGCGUUACAUAUGGAUCCUACUUGUUAUCUUCAUAAACCAAGAUGUUUAAAUGAAGAUGACAGCUGGGAGUUGUUCCAAAAGAAGGCGUUUCCAAAAAAUGAUGAUCCAGGCUUCGAAAUUACAGUAGAGAUGGAGAAGUUGGGAAGGGAAAUGGUUGGAAGAUGUGCAGGUUUACCAUUGGCCAUCAUUGUUCUUGGAGGACUAUUAGCAACAAAGCCUACAUUCUAUGAAUGGGACACUGUGCGUCAGAACAUCAACUCAUACUUGAGGAGAGCAAAAGGCCAUGAACAACUAUUGGGAGUAUCUGAGGUGCUAGCUUUGAGCUAUUACGAAUUGCCAUACCAAUUGAAGCCAUGUUUUCUACACUUAGCCCAUUUCCCAGAAAAUUUAGAGAUACCAACAAAGAAAUUAAUAAGAAUAUGGGUGGCAGAAGGUAUUAUAUCAUUGGCUCAGAACGAAGGAGAAUGUGAGGAAGCUCUAGAGGAUGUGGCACAACGUUACUUGACUGAACUGGUGGAAAGGUGUAUGAUUCAGGUGGUGGAAAAGAGUUCAACAGGAAGAAUUAGAACUUUUCAAAUGCACAACCUCAUGAGGGACCUUUGCGUAUCUAAGGCAUAUCAAGAAAACUUUCUUGAGGUGAUUAAUUCCUGGAAUGUAGAUGAAUCUACGGCCUCAAGAGCAAGGCAUGUUUGUAAAGUUCGCAGGAUUGCCUUAUAUCUGGAUCAAGAUAUUGAUAGGUUCUUCCCUUCACACUUGAAAAGCCACCGCUAUCUUAGGUCUCUACUUUGCUACCAAGAAAAGAUAGCUAGGCUAAGUGAAUGGGGUUUGAUGAAGCUGGUUUUCAACAAAUGCAGGUUACUUCGAGUCUUGAACUUGGAAGGAAUACAGGGUCAGAGAGGAAAGUUGCCAAAAGAAAUUGGCUACUUGAUCCACCUAAGGUUUCUGAGUCUAAGAAAUACAAAAAUUGAUGAGCUGCCCUUAUCAAUAGGCAAUUUGAGGUGCUUGCAGACCCUGGAUCUUCUAACAGGGAAUUCAACAGUACAAAUACCAAAUGUAAUAGGGAACAUGGACAAAUUGAGACAUUUAUAUCUACCAGAGUCUUGUGGAGAUAGCACUGAAAAAUGGAACCUAGCCAAUCUGACAAACUUGCAGACCUUGGUUAACUUCCCUGCAGAGAAGUGUGAUGUAAGAGAUCUUAUGAAAUUAACCAAUUUAAGAAAAUUGGUGAUAGAUGAUCCUAAAUUUGGAGAUAUCUUCAAGUCUCAUGAUGUGACAUUUAGCCACCUUGAGUCAUUGUUUUUUGUUAGUUCUGAGAAUAUGUCAAUUGUCCUAGUUGUAGCAGGCUGUCCCAAUCUUUACAAGCUGCACAUAGAAGGGCCUAUAAUGAAUUUUCCUGAACCCCACCAAAUUUCUUCCAAGCUAGCCAAGCUAAAGUUGCAGGGUUCUGGACUUCUUAUAGAUCCAAUGACAACAUUAGAGAAGCUUCCAAAUUUAAGGUUGCUUGAGUUACAACUGGAUUCAUUCAUGGGAAAGCAACUAGUUUGUUCCAGCAAAGGUUUCCCUCAGCUUAAGUCUCUGCUUAUCUGUGACUUGACCAAUCUUGAAGAGUUGAAGUUGGCUAAAGGAGCCAUGCCUAGUCUUAGCAAACUUGAGAUUGCAAGUUGCACUAAUCUUGAAAUGGUUCCAGAUGGGCUCAGGUUUGUCACCACUCUUCAGGAUUUGGAGAUCAGAUCAAUGUUUGCAGCAUUCAGAAGUAAACUUGAAAAAAGAGGAGAGGAUCAUUACAAAGUUCAACAUGUGCCAACCGUGGUAUUUAGUUAUUGUGACUAUUAG